Molecule: messenger RNA, 511 nt
Organism: Helicoverpa zea (corn earworm)
Lineage: Eukaryota; Metazoa; Arthropoda; Insecta; Lepidoptera; Noctuidae
Exons: 2
Coding region: 143-469 (108 amino acids)
Source: RefSeq, a predicted model, not a curated record
UACAUUUUUGUAACUGUAAAAUCUCGACGUAAGCUGGAGGGAGCGACUGUCGCAACCCAGUGCAGGGCACUACACCAUAGUGCCGGUAAGUCCUCUCUUUGAGGAGUGGCUCGGGAGGAGUCAUGGCGCCCUCACGUACCGCAUGACGCAGGACCUCACCGGAUACGGUUGUUUUGGGAGGUACCUGCAUCGAAUCGGUCGUGAGGAGGCGUCCGGGUGUCACCACUGUGCGAACAGCCCCGAGGAGCAGCACGGUGGACCACACAGUCCAGGUGUGCCCUUUGUGGGAAGGGCACCGCCGGGUCCUCGUCCAGGCCUUAGGCGGCGGCGACCUCUCGCGUCCGGCUCUGGUUCAUUCAGGCCAUGGUCUGGGGCGAAAGGGAAACAAAACGUUUUACUUGCCGAUAUCGGAUUGAAGAGAAAUAAAGUACUUAGAUUCAAAGAGGGGAAAGAAGUUAAUUAUGUAUAGACAGUACACAUAUAACUACAUGCACUACAACGCUAAAAUGAA